Ostrinia nubilalis (European corn borer) is the source of this 1104-nucleotide messenger RNA. It is a transcript of the gene eIF3h, whose product is annotated as eukaryotic translation initiation factor 3 subunit H. Gene Ontology annotation, molecular function: translation initiation factor activity; metallopeptidase activity; protein binding. The record is from RefSeq and is a predicted model, not a curated record. Bases 14 to 1072 code for a protein of 352 amino acids. Gene Ontology annotation, cellular component: cytosol; cytoplasm; eukaryotic 43S preinitiation complex. The transcript has 6 exons. Lineage: Eukaryota; Metazoa; Arthropoda; Insecta; Lepidoptera; Crambidae.
CUCUUACUCUUUUAUGCUCUUUGCUUUCCUUUCUCGUUUUUGUAAUUCAAUAAAAAUGGCGAAUCGUGCUGGUGGGUCGGCUAGAAGAGUUCCUGAGACUGAAGCCGCUAUUACUUACGUACAAUGUGAUGGUUUGGCGGUGAUGAAAAUCGUGAAGCACUGCCAUGAGGAAUCAUGCAGCAACAUGGAGGUGGCCCAGGGAGCCCUACUCGGACUGGUCGUGGAGAACCGACUUGAGAUCACCAACUGCUUUCCGUUCCCGAAGCAUGAUGACACUAUGGAUGAGGAGGAGUAUCAGCUGGACAUGAUGAGAAGACUGCGUAGAGUCAACGUUGAUCAUUUUCAUGUUGGAUGGUACCAAAGUGCAGACGUGGGUAACUUCUUGAGCCAGUCGCUGCUGGAGUCACAGUACCACUACCAGACCUCCAUCGAGGAGAGCGUCGUCGUCAUUUACGACACAAAGAAGUCCGCCAGGGGCUUCUUAACUCUGAAGGCUUACAGACUGACUCCUCAGGCUAUUGCCAUGUAUAAAGAAGGCGAUUACACACCGGAGGCGCUCCGCAACCUCAAGAUUGGCUAUGAGAGUUUGUUUAUCGAAGUGCCAAUCGUGAUCCGCAACUCUCCGCUCACAAAUAUUAUGAUGUCAGAGUUGCAAGAGAUGAUCCCAGACGAAGAGGGAUCCAAGUUUUUGGACCUCGGCACCGCAUCAGUGCUUGAAGGUCAACUUCGGAGCCUAAUGGAACGCGUAGAUGAACUGAACCAGGAAGCUAUCAAGUUCAACCGCUACCAGCAGCUGGUGGUCAGACAGCAGCAGGACAAGCACCGCUGGAUGGUCAAGAGAGCACAGGAGAACGCAGCCAGGGCCUCUAAGGAUGAACCGCCUCUACCUGAAGAAGAUGUAAACAAGCUGUUCAAGCCGCUCCCAGUGCCGCCAAGACUGAACCCGAUGAUCGUGGCGGGGCAGAUCAACACUUACAGCCAGCACAUCAGCCAGUUCUGUUCGCAGAGCCUCGCCAAGCUCUACCUUACCCAGGCGCUGCAGAACGCCAAGGAGGCCAAGCAGACCAACUGAUUUAUCAAAAUAAAUUGAUUUUAUUGUCACAA